UCCACGUGGGUAGGUAACUGUCAAUCGAAGUUUGGGGGCACUGGGUAGGCGGGUAGGUCACACACAAGUCCAGUUACAAGUUCUGGAGUCCCUGUAUCUUGUGCCUUGCCUGCACCGGAUUGUGGAAAUAACUGGCGUCCAGGCAGAAGUGAGCAGUAGCAUUUACUUGCCUUCCAGCUCAGCUUUAUUUUGUACAAAUCUACAAGGUCUCGUGUGCAGAAAAGCCCCCGUCGGGACCACCAUGAAUCCAUUUGCUCUCCCGGACUUGGUGGGAGAGACAGGACACACAGUCUAAUGCCCCAGUAGACAGAGGAAGUAGAACAGGAGCCAGGAAAGGGAGAGACUGGAAGAGAUCAAGGAGGUCUUCCCCAAGUAGGCGGUGCGGUACCUGCCAGUGUGUCAGAUGGAGAGGGUACAACCACAAGAGCAGACGUCUGGAAACCUAGGAGAAGGGUACACCUGGGAAGGGCUAGGUGUCCAAGAGUGGCGAGCAGAGGGGAGGCUGCGAGAGAUGGCCAACCAGCUCCUGAUGCCAUGCUAUGAGUUUUUGACUCUACGUAGUAGGGAUUGUCGUUUCAAACCUUUGGGGCAGCAAAGUCUAAGUGAGGCUACCAGGGAUCCUAGCCUUGAUUCCUUGCCCUUGAUCCUGUUUGUCCUUUCCUCUACAGAUAAGACCUGGAGGGUACAGGGCAGGGACAGGGAAGAGGUAUGGGGAGGGGGAGCCCUGGCCCCCAAUACCUCCUCCCCAUUCCCUCCUGAGCCUCCAGGGGCCUCAGGCAGCAUUAUCCCUGUCUACUGUGCCCUCCUGGCCACUGUGGUCCUCGGUCUGCUCGCCUACGUGGCCUUCAAGUGCUGGCGCUCCCAUAAACAAAGACAGCAGUUGGCCAAAGCUCGGACUGCAGAGCUGGGGACCUUCGACAGGGACCAGAGGCACGGAGACAGCAUUGUUUUCCUGGACAAUCCUAGCGGUCAGGAGCCCUGCGCCCCGAGUCAGGGGCCACAUCCUGAGCUUGGCUGCCGCCUCUACCUUCACCUCCCUCAGCAGCAGCAGGAGGAAGUGGAGCGGCUUCUGGAAGUCUCAGACGAACCUGACAAGGGCUGGCAGGGUCUGGCGGGCCGCCUGGGCUACCAGACUGAUGCUGUGGAGGUCAUGGCCCAGGACCAGGUGCCAGCCUACACCCUGCUGAGGGACUGGGCUGUCAAAGAAGGCAGCGGUGCCACUCUCGGGGUGCUAGAGGACGCCCUGGCUGCCAUGGGCCGCGAAGACGUGGUCCGGGUUCUGCGCCCCCCAGCUGAGGGCUGCUCUGUGGUGUGAGCGGUGCCGGCACAGCCCGGCCGCUCAGGGAAUCUGCUUCGGUGCUUUUCCUUUCUUGGGCUUCCUGGCACUGGUGGCCUUAGCCUGCCUUGCUCUGGGGGAACAGAGAAGAUCCGGCCACCACUCAGCUCCCCUUGUCCGGCCUUCCUCCAGGACGGGGACCAGGAUGUGGGGGGGUCAGCAGUGAGGGGUGGUCC
Molecule: messenger RNA, 1512 nt
Organism: Acinonyx jubatus (cheetah)
Lineage: Eukaryota; Metazoa; Chordata; Mammalia; Carnivora; Felidae
Product: death domain-containing membrane protein NRADD-like
Exons: 3
Coding region: 404-1315 (303 amino acids)
Biological process (GO): Rho protein signal transduction
Cellular component (GO): plasma membrane; cell surface
Molecular function (GO): coreceptor activity; nerve growth factor binding; death receptor activity
Source: RefSeq, a predicted model, not a curated record